Molecule: messenger RNA, 1149 nt
Organism: Selaginella moellendorffii
Lineage: Eukaryota; Viridiplantae; Streptophyta; Lycopodiopsida; Selaginellales; Selaginellaceae
Product: tubby-like F-box protein 13
Exons: 2
Coding region: 1-1149 (382 amino acids)
Source: RefSeq, a predicted model, not a curated record
AUGGAGGCGACGACGACGAUCGAGGACCUGGAUCGGGAGGACGAGGACCUGGAGACAUGGGGGGAUUUGGCUCCCGAGCUUCUGGCCAACGUGGUGGAGAGGGUGCAGCAGAGCAAAGGCCAAGCGAGGCGCGUGGUUGCAAUGGCCGGGGUUUGCCGAUCGUGGAGGCGCCAGAUCCUUGGCUUCGUCCAGCGGCAGGGUAGCAAGGUUGGGGAUUGGGCCGCUUCCGCCCCGCCUUCAUGCCCAGUGAUCGAGUUCCCGUGGAGACUGAUGCAGCCGGGGCCUCGGGGUCAUCAUCCUCCGAUCCAGUGCUUGCUCACGCGCAAGGGGAACCACUUUCUUCUGUACCAGACCCUCAUGAGCGGUGGUGUGGACGCGUCGGAUGCGGGUGCUCAUGGCGACGACAAGCACUUCCUCUUGGCUGCCCGCCGGAGAUGGCUCCCGACUGGAUUCUCGUACAUCGUCGGGAAGGACCCGCAAGAUCUCAUGGACAAGCAGGGCCCGGACACUCUUGGCAAGCUCAAGUCCAACUUUUGGGCGUCCGAGUUUGUGCUGUGGGAGAAGCAAGACGACGCGGAUGACGACGACGGCAAGACCAGCAGCAUUCCGGUGGUAAGCUUGAGAUUUGUAGAGCAUAUAGUGAACGGGAUCCGGCAGAGACGCAUCCAGUGCGCUCUCCCGCAGCCAUGCAAAGCUGGCGGCGGCCUCAGUUUUGUUCUCGAGAGGCGGAGGCUGAGGAACGAGCGCAGGCUGAUGCCUGCGUCGGUCAGGUCGUGGCUGCUCACGUGGAGCUGUGCUUCCCCAUAUGCUAGCUUCAAGAGCUGCGGUAGCAGCAGCGGCAACAGGAUCAGGCGGAGGAGUAGACGGUCGUCGAUGCUGGAGAUUGCUGCCACAAGCCGAUCGGCUGCGGCGGUGGUGGCUCUCCCUCCGGCUGCUGCUGCUUUGAUGCCGGUGAUGAUGCAAGCCGAGGGAGACGAGAGUGAGGUGGAGUCGGAGGCCUGCCAUCACCUGGAGCUGCGGAGCAAAGUUCCUGCAUGGGAUGCCCAGCAGCAGUGCUGGCGUUUGCAAUCUGCCUCAGCAGCUUUGCCACUAGUGCGGGGCUUGAGCCGUGACGAAAGUUCUCGAGGCACAAACAAAGCAAAUAAGUAA